This is a messenger RNA of Leguminivora glycinivorella, 3336 nucleotides long. Its product is annotated as proton-coupled amino acid transporter-like protein pathetic. Gene Ontology annotation, cellular component: vacuolar membrane. Gene Ontology annotation, molecular function: amino acid transmembrane transporter activity. The record is from RefSeq and is a predicted model, not a curated record. Gene Ontology annotation, biological process: amino acid transmembrane transport. Lineage: Eukaryota; Metazoa; Arthropoda; Insecta; Lepidoptera; Tortricidae. The transcript is spliced from 10 exons. Bases 1 to 1959 code for a protein of 652 amino acids.
AUGCUCGAUGUCAGGGCGUUGAAUGAAGCUUUCGUUAGAAAUACGACACACGACACUGAUGGCAACAAAUUGGCGUGGCUUAAAUUUAAGUGUCUCAGAUUUGAGAAGCAGCGUCCUGGUGUAGUCAAAUUUCGCUACAGCCAUGAGGGCCCCUACUCUGAAUUUAAUGUCCAACAGAUUUACGGUGGCCCGCCAAAGCCGCUGAGAUGCACAAAGAGGCGCAAGGGGCGUGUACCUGAUGAACCAGACAACCAUGACGACGCCGAGGACUGGACCAAUAAGAUAAAAAAAGACUAUCCCAUUCCAAAGGCAUAUCCACAGGCAUUGCCUAUAUCUGAGGCGAAAAAAAAAGAUCUCUUAAAUUUAUGCACUAAGGGAGUUAUUCCUCGAGAGCUUCAUUCAUGGUACCAAAGUCUGCCGACCAAUAAGACAGUUAUUGACAGAUUGUGUGAGCCUGAUGUCACAGAACCAGAUGACGAGGACGAAGAAUUAACACGUCAAAAUGGCGAAAGGAGAGAAAAAUCUACCAUUAUUUUGGAUAAUUUUAAUUCAACGGCAGACCUAGCCGGCAAUCCAGGAUUUCAGUCCACACUAAGCUUGGGCUCAAAAGAAGUCAUAAAUGAAAAGGAGUACAACCCCUUUGAGCACAGAAAGGUUGAGCAUCCGAAUUCGACCAUCGGUUCCUUGGUUCAUUUGCUGAAAUCCUCCCUGGGGUCCGGCAUCCUGGCGAUGCCGAACGCCUUCAAGAAUGCGGGGCUGGCGGCUGGCGCACUCGGAACUAUCGUCGUUGGGUUCAUCUGUACACACUGCGUUUACGUAUUGGUACGGACAUCACAAGAAGUAUGCGUAGAUGCCAAGAAACCGUCCAUGGGGUUCGCGGAGACCUGUGGAGCAGCGUUCGAGUACGGACCGAAGCGGUUGCGGCCGUGGGCCGGUUUCGUCACAACGCUUGUGGACUAUGCCCUGACGGUUACAUACCUUGCGGCGCUCUGUGUGUACAUCGUGUUCAUUGCUGAAAACUUCAAAGAGGUACUAGAUGAAUACAUACCAAACUACAAGCUGUCAGUCGAGACAUACUGCGCCCUAACCCUCGUGCCCUUAGUCCUGAUCUGCCAAAUCAGGAACCUGAAGUGGCUGGUCCCCUUCUCGGCAAUCGCUAACGUACUGCUUGUCAUCUGCUUUGCCAUCACUAUGUACUACAUCUUCAGUGGACUACCUAACCCUAAGGAACGGGUCAUGGUCGCAAAAGUUACUCAGUGGCCGUUGUUCAUUAGUACAGUGAUCUUCGCCAUGGAAGGCAUCGGAGUCGUGAUGCCGGUGGAGAACGAGAUGGCGAAACCGCAGCAGUUCCUCGGGUGUCCUGGGGUGUUAAACGUGGCCAUGACUAUCGUCAUAUCCUUGUACGGCAUCGUCGGGUUCUUCGGAUAUAUCAAAUAUGGCGACGAAGUGAGGGGCAGCAUCACUUUGAACUUGCCACAGGAUGAGGUAUUAGCACAGAGUGCAAAAAUCCUCAUGGCCCUAGCUAUCUUGUUCACAUACAGCCUCCAGCUGUACGUACCCAUGGAGAUGAUAUGGAGAGUCAUUCAUAACAAGAUAUCCGUCAGAUACCACAACAUCACGCAAAUCUGUAUCCGGACCGCUGCUGUAGUUGGUUCAGUUGCGCUGGCAGCAGCCUUCCCAAACCUGGAGCUGUUCAUCAGCCUCUGUGGCGCCAUCUUCCUUUCAACCCUCGGACUCCUCACCCCAGCCAUCGUGGACACCGUCCACAACUGGGACCGAGGACUCGGCCGGUUCAACUGGAUCCUAUGGAAGAACAUCUUCAUUGGAAUGAUCUCGCUGAUAGCUCUGUUUGCUGGCUCGUACAAGAGCAUCAGCGAUAUGGUGGCCAAAUAUGGACAUAGUGAGCAUGUGGAGAGUAUGAGUUUAAAUGUGACCAGUAAUGGGACUUGGGUGUCAUAAAAGUUUGAGUAAUUUUAUUUAGUAGGUAUUAACAUUCUCACAGCAUUAUCACAGCUUAUAUAUUAUUUACUUUUUAUACGUAGUAGUCCCGAAAUGGAAAUUAAAACUGUUGUGAUUAAUUUUAAGACUAAGCUAAUAAUAAGGGUUGAAUACACAUGAGUUGAACUUACUAUUGAAUUUAUACGAAUUACUGAUGGAGUACUAAAUUAUAUUCAAAUUGAAUUCCUUGACUAUUAUUAAACAAUAAUGUGAUGUGAAUAAUUAAAGCGCGUGUGUAGAGCUCAAAUAUCCGCAUUAUCAACUUAGCCGGGUUCACAUUUAAGCUAUAAGAACAGGUGCCGUAGCCGAAUGGCAUUUCUGCGACGCGAAAAGAAAACGAAACGCCGCGAAAGGUAGUCUGGCUCGUCACGCUAAUACGCAAGAACGAUAGAGAUAGAUAUCUACGAGCGUUUCGUUUCGUGAGUGUUUCGUGAGCGUUUGUGCCAUUCGGCUACGUACGAAGGUUACAGAUUAAUACAUAGUGAUACCCUGUUAGUAAAUCAGGACAGCUACGCCUGCGAGCCGAUUAUCACAUUGACAUUGAUGCCGGAUUUGGAAGGGCUCAAUCCAUUCGCAUUGUAUUUUAGAAAUAAUAUAGUAUAUUAUAAUAUGACUUAACUUAACUUAAAAUUCUUUAAAGUUAGUCAUAAGCAGAUAUCAGACAGUUGGGCGUCGUUUGUAUGACGUUUUCGGUAUAAUGAACCAUAUUUUAUUUAUUUAUUUAUUUAUUUAUGUUAUGGAGAACCAACAGCUAUAAAACUAGUAGUAUAGGUACAACAAUAUAUGAUUCAGAAAGCCAAUUACAGGAUCUCACAGAUAGAUACAAAGUAAUAUUAAUUAAACUAAUGCUAGCACUUAUACCAACGCACACACAUGCUCACAAAAGUGGAAUAUAAAGAAAGAGAAAACAAAACAGAAAGUUAAAUAAGAUGAAUGCAAUAACAGUCAACAUAAUUAGUCAACGUUAGAAUGACGCCCAGUUGUCCGAUCUCUAGUCAUAAGGCACAAUUAUUAAUAUAUUAAAUUAUCUCUAAAUAACAAUGCGAACCUUAAAGUUAUUUAAGAUAAGUUAAAAUUAUAAUAGCUCUAAAUACUUAUGACAUAAAUUGAAGAUAUCAAUGUCAGAGGUAUAUUUUUUUAAAGUAUAUUUUCUCUGUCUUAAUAUUGAAACAGAUGAGCCUUUAUACACAUGAACAAGCCUUUCAAGUCAUAAUAAAAUAGAUUUAUAUUUCUUUAGAUAAGUUUAUUUACUUUAUCUAUCAACAUUAAUAUUUUAUAAGUACAAUGACUUAAUUUAUAGCAUAAUAUUUUAGUUUAUUUGUUUACAAUUUUAUACAU